Molecule: messenger RNA, 288 nt
Organism: Postia placenta MAD-698-R-SB12
Lineage: Eukaryota; Fungi; Basidiomycota; Agaricomycetes; Polyporales; Adustoporiaceae
Exons: 4
Coding region: 1-288 (95 amino acids)
Biological process (GO): mRNA splicing, via spliceosome
Cellular component (GO): U6 snRNP; U4/U6 x U5 tri-snRNP complex; precatalytic spliceosome
Molecular function (GO): RNA binding
Source: RefSeq, a predicted model, not a curated record
AUGGCUAGCCUGCAGGGCUAUGUCGACCAUCGCGUUCUCCUCAUUCUCCAGGAUGGACGUGCCAUAGUGGGCGUAAUGGCUGGAUAUGAUCAAAAGUCCAACGUUGUUCUCUCUGAUACAAAGGAGCGUGUGUACAGCAUGGAAGAAGGCGUCGAGGAGAUACCGCUUGGGCUCUAUCUUGUUAAGGGAGACCAAAUUGUGCUCAUCGCCGAACUGGAUGACGCGCUCGAUCAAAGCGUCGACUUGUCUACAAUACGUGCCGAGCCUCUGCCCCCGAUCCGCUAUUGA